UAGAAGUGUAUUGUAAACACUCAUUGUCAUUCAUCUAUUUCACGACAAACUCUCUCUUCUAGCCAUAUUUCUUUCGAGAUCAAGCCCCUCUCUAUAAUUUCUACAUGGAUGAAAAUUGCACUAACCCUCGAAAGUUUUCAUACCAAACAUUGGCUUGCGCCACUAAUAAUUUCUCAGAGAAAGCCAAACUUGGGGAAGGAGCAACUGGUUCAGUUUUUAAGGGAUUCUUAAGGGAGUUGAGCUGCUUUGUGGGGGUGAAGAGGAUAGUAUUUGGUUCUAAAUAUGGCAUGGAGUCAUACCUGCCAGAAGUGAAGAUCUUAACUAAACUGAAGCAUGAAAAUUUGGUCAAUCUCAUUGGCUGGAGCUGCAACAAGAAAGAACUUCUCAUUGCUUACGAAUUUGUUGCAAACAAGACCUUGGAAUAUCAUCUUUUCAACGAAACAGUCUUCUUGACAUGGGGUCAAAGAAAGACCGUCGCUUGGGGCUUGGCUUCAGCACUGCUUUACUUACACGAAGAACGUGAGCAAUCUGUUCUCCAUUGUGAUAUCAAAUUAGACAACAUCCUGCUGGACUCAAAUUUCAGUCCCAAACUCUGUGAUUUUGGCCUGGCAAGACCUGUGGAACAUGAGCAAGAGUCAGGUUAUCCUACUGUUUUGACUGGGGCGCCAGGGUACCUUGCACCUGAGUGUAAGAAAAGUGGGAAGGCUUCGAAGGAAUCGGAUAUUUACAGCUUUGGCGUGGUGGUUUUGCAAAUGGCUUGCGGAAAGCCAGCUGUGGAACAAUUCCAAGAAAACGGGAUGAAAUUUGAGCUCAAGUUGGUGGAUUGGGUCUUGGAGAAAAUUGAAAGAGGAGAAAAUGCUUCUGCUGUUGCUGAUCCACGUUUAGGCCUCAGUUAUGAUGAGAAGGAGAUGGAACAAUUGAUUUUUGUUGGGCUUUCUUGUGCUAAUCCAAAUCCAUAUGAUCGCCCUUCUAUUUGGGAGGUCAUCAAAAUGUUAAAAUGUUGAAGACCAAUUGCCCCUAUCACCGGCAGUGAUGCCGGUCCCGCUGCUAGAUUUUGAUGAUUUUCAUGAUUUCUCUCUCUCUUUUUUAAUAGAAUAUGGUGAUGAAAAUUCUUAUGCCUACAUAAAACUUUGGAUCAA
Populus euphratica (Euphrates poplar) is the source of this 1139-nucleotide messenger RNA. Its product is annotated as L-type lectin-domain containing receptor kinase IX.1-like. The record is from RefSeq and is a predicted model, not a curated record. Gene Ontology annotation, molecular function: ATP binding; protein kinase activity. The transcript is spliced from 2 exons. Gene Ontology annotation, biological process: protein phosphorylation. Lineage: Eukaryota; Viridiplantae; Streptophyta; Magnoliopsida; Malpighiales; Salicaceae. The coding region runs from base 105 to 1004 and encodes 299 amino acids.